AUGAAGAUUAACUUACGGCUGAUACUCGUAAGCGGGAAAACACAUGAAUUCCAGUUCGACACAACAUUGUCCGCCUCAGAAAUCGCGCAGUAUGUGUUCGAAAAUUGGCCUGAAGAAUGGGAGUCCGAACGAGUGCAGAAUGCGUCGAUAUUGAAACUCAUCUACCACGGUCGAUUUUUGCACGGAAAUGUUACUUUGGGAGCUUUAAGUCUACCUGUCGGUAAAACAACUGUGAUGCAUCUGGUGGCCCGAAAGAGUCUCCCAGAACCUAGUUCUCAAGGUAAGUCAAAAUAGUU
Messenger RNA from Soboliphyme baturini, 296 nucleotides. NCBI's taxonomy places the organism in Eukaryota, Metazoa, Nematoda, Enoplea, Dioctophymatida, Soboliphymatidae. The record is from the annotation of a GenBank genome assembly.